UGUUUGAAGACGCACGCAAAACGGUACCCCAAUCCAUUCGUAUUGGUACGAAUCACUGUAAUAUCCGUGUACGUGAACGGCAGCGCCUCGGCAGAGCCUUGCUUAUUCACAAUAGAUGAUAGAUAAGGCCGUGCCGAGCCCUGGUCAUCGCUAAGCUUUUGUAUUGAUUCUCACACGCCUAUUCUUUCACGUUUUCAAAACAAAACUGUACGGACGCGAGCCGCGCAAGACUAUUGAUCGAGCUUUCGUAAUUUGGCGUACGAAACACAAGGAACCGAUGGAACCGAAGCGCGAACGGAAGCGGCUAUACCGCGGCUUGGACAAUCAUGAGCGCAAUCUGUCCUCCUCGUCCUCGUCGCCGGCGUCGGUAGCUAGGCAGGUCUCGUCGGAAGCCAGCGACGAUCCCCGCCCGACGACCAGUGCAGUGGCGGAAGCCAAGCGCGAACGGAAGCGGCUGUACCGCGGCUUGGGCAAUCAUGAGCUCAAUCUGUCCUCCUCGUCCUCGUCGCCGGCGUCGGUAGCUAGGCAGGACAGUGCCAUAACCAUCACAAGUUCAUCACAGUCCAGUGGGACCACCCAAAUGGUCGUCUCGCCCGACGAUCCCCGCCCGACGCCCAGUGACGUGGCGGCAGAUGUACGGAAUUGGGUGUAUUUACCUAGUUAUUAUCACUCUGAUGAUUUUACAAGCUCUGAUAUGAGCCUUAACGCAGUGAACGGUACUCGGCUGCCUAACAUACAGCCAAUACCCAGGCGUCGAGAGACGGUAAUCCUAAAUAAGAAAGCCAUGGAUAUAUAUCUGGCAGGGACUACAGGCGGGUAAAAAUAAUAAUAAUAUAAACCCACUAAUAAUUAUGUAAUUAGAU
This is a messenger RNA of Drosophila guanche, 863 nucleotides long. RefSeq lists its product as uncharacterized. The transcript has 2 exons. NCBI's taxonomy places the organism in Eukaryota, Metazoa, Arthropoda, Insecta, Diptera, Drosophilidae. The record is from RefSeq and is a predicted model, not a curated record. The coding region runs from base 278 to 820 and encodes 180 amino acids.